GCUUCGUUGAGAAGACUAAAGAGCCUGCGCGAGUGUUGGUCUUUCAUGUCAUAAAGCAAGUUGUCUAUUGCCGGCCAUUUGGAUGUUUGAGAUUCACGUAGACCGACUGUGGAACCUGCGCAAGCUCUUUGUAUAUCGCGCCAUAUAUCUUUUUGUCUCUUGCUGGACAUGUGGUCGAAUCAAGCUCGCAUGAUCGGCUCAGUUCUGGCCCACAAAUACUGCACGCAAACAACGUAGUUGUCUUUUUCAACACCACUCCGGUGUUUGCGUUGAGAUGCUUUCAGGGUCUUUGCCCUCGCCCACCUCUUUAUGGUCAUGUUCUCGCUCGAGGCUGGCAAAGUAUAAAAGGAGCGCUUCUCGUCCCUUCGUAGCAAUACUAUCCAUUCAUCCAGCAUCCUUCCGCAACACAUCAAUCAUCGAUGCCCCAUUUUCAUUUCGCAGUCAUGGCUUUGGUCCUGCUGUUCACUCCGAUCCUCAUCCUCUCUGGCAUUGUAGCUGGUUCACCGGCUGCAACUACUAUACCAGUGAACGUGACCACUCCAGGCAACGACAGUACGACAGAUCUCCCCUCUGGGCCAUUUUUCGGAAUUCCCGAAGACUACAUCCAAAAGGUCCUUCGAUUUUACACUGAACAUCCAGAUGCGGACGACCAAGGUCAGGACUUUGCCAAGUUCGACAAACGAGGAUCUACAAAGAUCGGUACCCCUGCAACUACAACCGAAGGCCAUCAUCUAUCGAAGCGAGAUCAGGCCGAAGUCUUACAGACACGACAUUGCCUGGCAGGCCAGCAAAUCAUGAUGGCCCAUUGCAAUCCUAAAGUCAGCUUGCAACAUUACACGGUUCAUUGUGUCCAAGGCGACAGCAACUGGGAAGGGAAUCUUUACGGCGACCACAUGGAAGAUGGAUCAUGUACUGCUGAUGAAGUCUGUGUCGAUGUACCCUUUCAGUUUGUGUACGUAUACCAAUGGGAAUACCCUUUCCCUCAUCACAAACCAAACUAUGAACGAACACUGACAAUGGUAAAAUGCGUGCCAGCCGCUCUCAGAACUACAGUUCCUGCCAAUGACAAUUCGGCAAUCAAGGAUUCAACGAGUACUUCUGUUCAAUAUGGUCACAAACGAGUCCAAGGGCUUAGAAACAAUGCGCCACAGGACGCCACUUUUCAGCUUCUUGAUGUCUCGGGUAGCGUUUCCGUUGCAAGUUUUUUCCUGAGCGAUCAUCCGUUAGAGAAAACACCUGAUUUGAAAUUGAAUGACCGGUACAGUGUUAAGGCAAGUGUUCACGGAGCGACAUGCAACAGGCGGGGUUACAGAGAGAAGGUAUGUGAGACACGCAUGGCCAGCAAACUUGACUCUUCAAGUUGCAUUCCCGACAAAUUUCACUGGCUCCCGAAGUUUACUCACAUUGACUGCGAAUUUGCGCUCGCGUCCGUUCAGGCGGUGAUUUUCUUCUAUGUCGUUGUGCCCAAAAGUUCUCUCUGAGGUGGAGUAUUUACCUUGCUGGACAACUUUAUGGAGCCACCAUCUUUCAACCGUUUUUGAUCUAUCGCAAUUUGUUCCUUGGCUCAUCUAAUGAUUCGACUCAGCGACCAAGCUUCAAGACCCUUUCCACUCAAUCAUUUCUCCUCUUCUCAUUGCACAGCUUCGUAGG
This is a messenger RNA of Protomyces lactucae-debilis, 1650 nucleotides long. RefSeq lists its product as uncharacterized. The coding region runs from base 420 to 1481 and encodes 353 amino acids. The transcript has 2 exons. Lineage: Eukaryota; Fungi; Ascomycota; Taphrinomycetes; Taphrinales; Protomycetaceae. The record is from RefSeq and is a predicted model, not a curated record.